UAUAAAGACAUGUGAUAUCCUGAUCAUAGUGUGUGUGUCAACCGCUAUUCGCAUCGAUUUAUUUUUAUGUUUCAUAUUCAGCAACACAUUUUUAUAGUCAAAUAAGGACUUUAUCUAUUUGAUACAUUCAAUGGUAUGGCUGACAGAACAUUAUAUACAGAUAACACAUCAUCCGAUUUCGAAGCAAGUCGAGAGAAUGAUAAAAUAUCCAAUAUUCAAGCAUUGCAGGCAAAUUCUAUGUUUUCAACUUGGUUCAAUUAUUUGGAAAUAGAAGAGCAAGAAACACUAAAACAAGCUAGAGAUUCCACAAGAUUAUUUCAUAAUGAAAGUUCUAAGUCUACAGUUUAUUUGAAUAUGUUGCGACAAUACCCAAACUCGCCAACAGCGAUCAACUACACCAAAUCGUUGCUUCAUUUUAUGCGAGCUCUACACAUAUUAAAAGACUACAAAAAGGAUACAGUUGAAGAUAUUGAAGACUGUGAAACACUUUCCCAAGCUUUUGCGAAUAUCGUAAAUGGAUACCUUUAUGAAAACAGUAUGUUCGAACCAUUUCAACCACCUGAUACUAUGUGUGUUCUUGUUGACAAGUAUCUUAGUUUCAGACCUAAGAAUAUAUGUGCUGAGUACGUCAAAAUUAUCAUUCAAAUGAGAGCGUCGUUCAAGUCGGAGAAAAGAAAACGUAAUCUUUUGUCAGAAUUUGAAUCGGCAAAACUACGCAUAACAACCUUAGAAAUGUUUGCAUUGAAACUCAAAAAGAAUAAACAAGUAGACUGUCGCCCAUUCAACCAACGAGUUCUAAUCGAUGUAUAUUAUCAUCUUGGUGCAAUGUACGUAUCUACAAAACAACCAUCGCGCGCUCUUGAUUCUUUCCAGAAAUGCCACGAUUUAGACGAUACAAAUUUUAGUGCUCUAUUUGGAAUAGCAUAUCAUCUUAGAAAAAGUGAUCCAGCAAAAGCUAUCGAGUUAUUUCAGACAUAUAUUAGUAUGGCUCCGAAAUGUGAUAAACAAUAUCCAAAUGCUUAUUAUUUGAUUGCGUCUAUAUAUUGCACUCAGGGACGUUUUGAAGAGGCAACUCGGUAUGUGUUUUUAGCAGAAGAUGCGGAGAAAAAUCGUCUACCAUUCUUGCCGCCUAUUUCAAUACCACAGAAAAGGAAAAUGCAGCACUUAAAAUUUAAUUCCGCACAGAAAACAAUAUUGAAAAAAACAAAUUUAAUCGAAUGAAAAAUAUAUCUGAUAAAGUUUCUACGUAUACAUGUAUGCUAGAUUAAAUAUUACUAUAGGGAGACAUAUUUCAUAGUUUAGAGAAAGAUCUUAAUGACAAGAAUUAAAUAUGAAAUCUGUUUGUAUAUAUAGUAUCAUAUUGCCAGCACUUCACCGACAGUCAAGAAUUUUUUUUGUUUAAAAAACGCUGCAAUAUCUCAUACACACAUGAAAUAAAUUAGAAUCAUUUAGAAAUUAGAAAAUGUUACAUAUAUACAAAUGGACAGCUCUACAUUACAGACAAAACGAUGCACUAAAAUUGUGACUCAUAGUUGUUAAUUGCUGUUUCAUUUUGUCUUUUGAGAAAAUUUGUCUCAUUUGCAAUCAUACUACAUCUUCUACGUGUAGUUUAGCAAUGACUGCUAUUGUUGCACAAUAUUUAUUCUUUUUAUAUAAAAUGUCAAAAACGAUACGUUUAAAACAAUAUGUUUUCCAAUUUCUUAAAAUAGUUUGAAAGUUACCGAUUUCCAUCAACAGAGUAAUAUUUUGUUACAAAUUAAUUUAACACUUCUGACGAAAAUUUCAAUUUAAUUCAUUACUGAGAAAAUCGUUUUUUUUUCUUUCUAAUGCAUUUAAAUAUAACUAAAUUGUGUAUGUUACACGUCUUCUAAUUGCUUGAAUUGUUUUUUUUAUCAGUCCAAAGACUUAAAUUAGUGAUGUAACUGACUUCAUCAACACGUUUUUUUUAUGAUCUUCUCCUUAAAAAUGGAAUUUUAAGUUAAAUUGUAUGAAAUGAUUUAAUUAUUUUUUUAGCUGUCUAUUCAUAAUGAUAUUAACAAUAUGGUAUACAAUAAAAUAAUUCGCUACGCGUGUUUUUCAGUGUGAAGAAUUUUAUUUAUGUUAAUUCUUCGUAAAUAGAAAAAAAAUCACAGUCAUUCCCUAAAUAUGUCUUAAAGAUAAUUAUAUGUAUAAUAUGUCAUAUAUCGUAAGUUUAGAAGUGGUUAGAUGAUUGUUUGUUUUUGUCAUCACAAUGUUUGACAGUUUUAUAAGCGUUGAAACUGAACAAUAAAGGAAUGUGUUUUGAAAUUCCUCCCCAGCAAGAAAAAAUAUACGAAACUUGUCUAUGUUGUCAAUCAACACAUCGAUGUUUUUCACCGGUAUGCAAUAAAUAAAUGAAAUAUG
Molecule: messenger RNA, 2382 nt
Organism: Mytilus trossulus (common blue mussel)
Lineage: Eukaryota; Metazoa; Mollusca; Bivalvia; Mytilida; Mytilidae
Exons: 2
Coding region: 136-1221 (361 amino acids)
Molecular function (GO): protein binding
Source: RefSeq, a predicted model, not a curated record